Oncorhynchus keta (chum salmon) is the source of this 8784-nucleotide messenger RNA. RefSeq names its product UV radiation resistance-associated gene protein-like. The record is from RefSeq and is a predicted model, not a curated record. Bases 518 to 2713 code for a protein of 731 amino acids. Lineage: Eukaryota; Metazoa; Chordata; Actinopteri; Salmoniformes; Salmonidae. Gene Ontology annotation, biological process: SNARE complex assembly. Gene Ontology annotation, cellular component: phosphatidylinositol 3-kinase complex, class III, type II; endosome; lytic vacuole. Gene Ontology annotation, molecular function: SNARE binding. The transcript has 15 exons.
AAUCCAGGCUAUAUCACAUCCUGCCGUGAUUGGGAGUCCCAUAGGGCGGUGCAUAAUUUGUCCAGCGUCGUCAGGGUUUGACCGGGGUAGGCCGUCAUUGUAAAUAAGAAUGUGCUCUUAACUGACUUGCACAGUAAAUAAAGGUUACAUUUAAAAAAAAUACAUUGUAUGAAUAGGCGGCGUUUAUGACUUUGUGUUUGUGCUAACUAGUGACGAUACCUGAGCGAAGUCCCCAUAUUAUUUUUUUCUGUAGCAACGGAAGUUCGGUUGAAAACCGGAAACACCCGCGUUGUCUCGACCCCGCGUAGAGUGCUCUUUGACAGACGGAUGACAGCUUCCUGAGCAAAACCUACUUUGUUUAUGUCACGUAGCUAGCUAGCUAACGGAUACAAAAGUGCUUUGUUUUCGUAUUAAGCGGAUUACUGCUCUGAUACAUACAUUUCUGGCUUAGAAGGUGAAUCUAGAUUUACAUGAUCCGGGGUUGUUUGGUACGAAAGCCUCUGGUGCCGUUAGGAGAAUGAACUCCAUCACCGGACGGGAUCACCCUGUACCCGCCUCCUCUGUCAACUCUGGAGCCUCAUCUUCUCGAGGCUUGCACGUAGAACUCACAUCUCAGCAAAGGCGGUUACGUCAUCUCAGAAGCAUCGCAGCCCGCAACAUCGUCAACAAGAAUGGCUCUCCACUGUUGGACACAUAUUUUACCCUUCAUCUCUGCUUAGAGGACUGGAUAUCCAGAGACUUUUACAAGAGUGAAGUCAUCCGAGGUUCAUUGAAUCCAACAUGGCGGAGCCUGGACUUUGGCAUGCUGCCGGACCUCCUUGACACUUCUGUGUCCUGCUUCGUGGUGAGGAUCUGGGGCGGUUGGGAGGAACAGUUCACACUCCUCAUAGAGUGGAAGGUCAACCUGGAUGGGCUCAGAUACACAGGGCAGCAGAUCCGCUCCAGGAAUCCAAAUGAAAUCAUAUUUGGAUUGAAUGAUGGCUACUAUGCAAGUGACUUUGAUCAUAAGGACCACUCUGAAAGGAAGAAGAACAGUUUACUCCUUGUGGACCAGAGUUCAGUGAGGAACUCCUACAGUGUCUUCUCUCUGCUGAGGCUCCACACAGCACAGAGAGCCAUCAAGCAGACCCAGAUGACGGUGCAGAAGAUCGGGAAGGAGAUUGAGGAGAAGCUGAGGACGACAGCGGCCUGCAACGAGUGGAAGAAGGAGCGGGAGUGUAUGCAGAUGCGUCUCGGGAUGCUACGAGGUGAGCUGGCGAGACAGAGGAAGGUUCUGGGCCGGGAGACAGACCUGCGGCAGAAGGAGAGAGCACAGCUUCAGAAGAAAGAGGAAGCGUUCUCCACCAAACACCACAGUCUGGGGAUGGAGAGGGAGUCGUUAACAGAGCAACAUAAAGAAUGCACUGCCAAAAGAGAGAUGUUCCUCAAGUCCAACGCUCAGCUCACCUUCCGCUGUCGUCAGCUCCUCUCUGAGCUGUCCUACAUCUACCCCAUCGACGUGGUCACCACGGCCGCUAAUCAAUCCGAUUAUGUCAUCUGUGGAGUGAAGCUGCCCAACUCGGAGGAUUUCCAAGCGAAGGAUGAUGGGAGCGUUGCGGUUGCCCUGGGUUACACGGCCCACUUGGUACUGAUGAUCAGUUGCUUCCUGCAGAUCCCUCUCAGGUAUCCUGUCAUCCACAAAGGCUCCCGCUCCUCCAUCAAGGACACCAUCACAGACAAGCUCAGUGAGAAGGAGCGAGAAUUCCCACUUUACCCUCGAGGAGAGCGUUUUCAGUUUGAGUACGGAGUCUACCUGAUCAACAAGAACAUCGCCCAGUUGAGAUACCAGCAUGGCCUGUCCACUCCAGACCUGCGCCAGACCCUGCCCAACCUCAAGAACUUCUUGGAGCACGGCCUUCUGGUCCGAUGUGACCGGCAUCAUGUCUCCAGCUCUAUCCCGGUCCCGACAGGAGCCAAGUCUCAGAUCAGUGUCUCGGCUGCGUCAGAGGUGGGUUUCCCCACCGACACCAGCUCUCCAGACCGGGGCUCACUGAGGAAGAGGGCCAGCUCUGAGGCCGACAAGCAGAAGUACAAAGCCUCUCUUCCUCCCAGCUACAACACGGCCAUGGCCAUAGACCAACCCCAGGGGGGCCUGCCGCCGCCCUCCCCCUCCCUCAAACACAUGUCCUCCUCCCUGGACGCUAGCAUUGACCUGGCCAAGACUCUGGAGGUCCAGGCACAGCAGACACCAGCCCCAGGAGAGGAGGAUGGAGACAGAGAAAUAGAGGUGGUGGUUGUGGAGCAAUUGCCUUCCACCACCACAGGAGGCUCAGAUUGCCCCACUCCGGCUCGGGACAGCACCAUUGAGGAACUGGAGGAGGUGGCACUCACCAGCCAGCAGAAUACCAUGAAUGGCUUAGUGAUGCCAGGCUACGGGCUGGCGGGGCCCACAACUGGGCUAACAGUGACCAUGGCAUUGAACCCAGAGUUGUGCUGCUCGGUGGAGCAGGCAGAGGAGAUCAUGGGGACUGAGGCCACAGGACUGGGGGACGGGGCCAGGCUGGAGGACUACCCCUGCAUCCCCGUGGAGCACGCGGUGGCCGUGGAGUGUGAUGAGCAGGUGCUGGGCGAGCUGGAUGCCGCCUGCUUCGAGGAGUUCUCCCGCCGCAUCUAUGCACUAAAUGAGAACAUGUCCAGCUUCCGCAGGCCACGCAAGAACUCCUCUGAGAAGUGACAACAGGAGAGCAGGACCUGAGGGGAGGGCUGGGCUGGGGGGUGAGGGCAGGACUGCAGUCACAGGACACAUGAGACAGGGACAUGAACUUAGUGGAGAGGGGGGUCCUGUGUGUUUUGGUGUGUGUGUCACUCUCCCUCUCUCCAUGCAUCAAUUGAAAUCAAACAUAGGAACUACGGUAUUUGGAAUGUGACAAAUUUGCACUUCUCGAAAAACAUGUAUAUCAGAGAAGGCUGGUGAGAGGAGCUAUAGGAGGACAGGCUCAUUGUAAUGACUGGAAUGGAAUUCAUGGUACGGAGUCAAACACAUCCAACAUAUGGAAACCACCUUUCACUCCGUUCCAUUUUUUUCUAUUGCAGCCAUUACAAUGAGCCUGUCCUCCUGUAGCUGUUCUUACCAGCCUCCUCUGAUUUCUAUAAUGCUUUGAAAUUAAAUAAAGCAAAUGUUUGUGGUUGAAACACUUCCGCAGCUUUCUUUUUUCAGGAUGCAUGGCAAUGCUGUGGAAGGGGGAGGGGUUUUUUUGUGUUGUGACCACCUUUAAACACACAAAAUGUAUCCUUCCUCCCUUCCUUGAAGUAACCAGUAAUCUAACAUGAGCAGCUUGAUGAAAGCUAUAGAGUCUUCACUUGUACCUGUCCAGUCCUUGUACCUGUCAGUAAUAACAGUAAUAAGGGAAGGAGAGAUGAAUUUGAACAAAGCCAGGGUCUUCAGCAUGGCUGACAGAGGAAAGGAGGUACAGCAAAUUGACCGGUCACUAGGCCAGGGCAGCUUAGACUGUUGGCCCAAUCAGAUACUCCGUAACUGUUACGCCCUGCACCUCCAGGUCCAACAGCCAUUGGAUAGGGCUGCCCUGUCUUUAUCCCAAGGGACCAUGACAUGUGGGAGGGAGGCUUGAGCUCAUGGCACAUGGCAGGGAUACAGUGCAAUUUCUCUGACUUCUCCAUACCCGGUUUUUAUUUUUUUACUAUUUUAAUAAGCCCCAUUAAUAUAAGUAUUAAUAUAAAGUCUAAUAAUUCACAUAUUAUUCAAUAGACCAAAAACAUUUCUGGUGUGUACUUAGGGUCGGAAACGUUCCUUUAAUUUUCUGGAAUUUUUCCAGAAAUUUUCCAUGGGAAUUUAAGCCCUGGAAUUUGGGGAAUUUCGUCUAAUUGUAUCAAAAAAUGUAGCUUAAAAUAGUGAACCUUUUUUGUGGGAUACACAAUUCUAGGUCUAGGCAAUUCUAGGUCUUGGGGCAUAUUUUGGUUAAGAUAUCCCCAAUUAAAUGGAAUCGCAACCCUCUGCAUGCACAGUGCAUUCUUCCCUCACAUGUACAACUGAUUCUCAAGAUCUUGCACACUAAUGAGAGCCCUCACUACUACACUGUCUGAGCCAAGGACUACAUGCUUUCUGGUAAGUUUUGAUUACAAUACUGGGUGGGGUGAAUAUAUUGCAUAUGACAUACAUGAUUCUUUGUUAACUAGAAAAUAUUAGCCUACAGCAAAGUUUGUUUUAAAUCAUUUCUAACUUGUUAACAAUUCUGCUAGUUAGUUUUUGCUACCAUGUGGGUUUUAGCUUGCUUGAGCCUGCUGAGGCGUGUUCAUUCACCUGUUUCCAUAUGUUUCAUUUUAAAACAUUUAUCUUGCAAAGAAGUUGUUUAAUCUAACUGCUUAACUAUUUAUCUGUACAUGGAAUAGUAUUUGGUUUUUGUUCUAUACAUUUUUUUCUAAUCAUUACAGGAAAAUGCCACAGGCACUAUCUGAUGUGUGGAGACAUUUCACUGUAGCUAAUGUAGGAAAAAGAGCUGUGUACAUUUGCAAAUACUUUGCCAAAUCAUAUAUGAAGAAUGCAACAAAGUUGCAGAAUCAUCUGGCCAAGUGCAUGAAGUUCCUGAGCGCUCACAACAAGUAACCUCUGACAAAAGUCCCUCUACUUCUAUUCGAGGUGAAAAUGAUGAUUGAUAUUGAUAGCAACAGCUCAUGGUCCUCCUGGAAUCAGACGUUUUUUUGACACUGUGGAGGAACGAAGUCAGAGAAAUUAUGAUGAAUGUCUUGCUCGAGUUGUGUAUGCAACUGGUUUACCUCUGAUGCUCACAGGCAAUGUGUAUCAGAAGAUAUUUCUGAAUGUUCUUCGCCCAGCAUACACCCCUCCAACCAGACAUGCUUUAUCUACUCAUUUGUUGGAUGCAGAGUUCAAGUGAAGGUCAAGCGAACCAUGGAGAAAGCAGACUGUAUUGCAAUCAUCUCUGAUGGGUGGUUGAAUGUUCGUGGGCAAGGAAUAAUUAACUAUAUCAUCUCCACCCCUCAACCAGUAUUCUACAAGAGCACAGACACAAGGGACAAAAGACACACUGAAGGCAGUCAUCAAUAACCUUAGACCACAGAAGGUAUUUGCACUGGUGACAGACAAUGCUGCGAACAUGAAGGCUGCUUGGUCUAAAGUGGAGGAGUCCUACCCUCACAUCACAUCCAUUGGCUGUGCUGCUCAUGCAUUGAAUAUGCUCCUCAAGGACAUCAUGGCACUGAAAACAAUGGAUACACUCUACAAGAGAUCCAAGGAAAUGGUUAGGUAUGUGAAGGGUCAUCAAGUUAUAGCAGCAAUCUACCUCACCAAGCAAAGUGAGAAGAACAAGAGCACCAGAUUUAAGCUGCCCAGCAACACCCAUUUGGGUGAUGUUGUCAUGUUUGACAGUCUCCUGGAGGGGAAGGAGUCUCUCCAAGAAAAGGCCAUAUCACAGUCUGCCGAUAUGGACAGCCCCAUCAAGAGGAUUCUCCUGGAUGAUGUAUUUUGGGAGAUAGUGUUAAGCAGCCUGAAACUACUGAAACCUAUAGCAGUAGCCAUUGCACAGAUUAAGGGAGACAAUGCCAUCCUGUCUGAUGUUCAGACUCUGCUUGCAGAUGUAAGAGAAGAAAUCCAUACUGCCCUGCCCACUUCACUGUUGCUCCAAGCAGAGGAAACUGCAGUUCUGAAAUACAUCAAAAAGUGUGAAGACUUCUGCCUGCAUCGUAUAUGUUGGACCCAAGUAUGCUGGCAAGAGCAUCCUGUCUGGCGCAGAGAUGAACAAGGUCUAUAGUGUCAUCACUACCAUGUCUCACCACCUUGGCCUUUAAUGAGGGCAAGGUUCUUGGCAGUCUGGUGAAGUACAUUUCCAAGCAAGGGCUUUUGGAUGUGGAUGCGAUAUGGCAGUUGUGCCAACAUGUCUCAUCAGCCACCUGGUGGAAGGAACUUUGUGGAUCUGAGGCUCUUUCCUCUGUUGACUCCAUCAUUUAGGCCAAGUGGUUAGAGCAUUGGAUUAGUAACCGAAAGGUUGCAAGUUCGAAUCCCCAAGCUGACAAGGUACAAAUCUGUCGUUCUGCCUCUGAACAAGGCAGUUAACCCACUGUUCCUAGGCCGUCAUUGAAAAUAAGAAUUUGUUCUUAACUGACUUGCCUCGUUAAAUAAAAAAAUGUUUAAUUGUUUUUUUAACAAACAAAAAAACAUUCCAAAUCCCACCAACAUCAGCCGCCUCAGAGCACAACUGAUCCUUGUUUGGGAACACACCUACCAAAGCACACAACAGGCUGACCAAUUGGUUGAAAAAUAUGUGGCCGUCCGGGAGAAUUUGAGGCUUUUUGUGCCAACAAGGUUGCUCAACAAGGUUGGAAAGUGACACUGAAGAUGAGGCCUCGGAGUCUGAUGUUCAAGAGGUGGACAUUGAGGAGAUCCAGGGAGAAGACAUGGAAGCCUGAGAGGAAGACAACCAAAGCUUUAGUUUCUAGGCUAUCAUUUAACAGAUGUAUGUUGAAAACGUUUUUGGGAGAUGCGAUGGAUCAUUGGGGAUAAUUCAAUAUUCUUUUUCUUUUGUUGUUCAGUGAAAUCAUCCCCUGUGAAGAGUCAACUCAUUUAAUUAAAGUUCAAUUCGUAACUAAAUUGUUAUUUUUAUUUCUAUUGGAAGGAUUUAAUCAUUUGCAAUUAUGUCUACUUAUGAUAAGGUAAAUAUAUCCAAUGCAAGAAAACAUCUUCAUUUAAAUGGUAUUAAUAUUAUUUUGCAUAUAUUUCCGUUAAUUCCCAUAUAUUCCCGUUAAUUCCCACAGAAGGUUUUCACCUCUGAAUAUUCCCCAAAAUGUGCAAACCUAUGUGUACUCUAUGCUGUUGGAAUGUCUCAUUCAGGCCUUACAUGUUAGUCUUCUUGUUUUGUUUUUUUGUCAUUUUUCUUACAUUUCCCUGUUGAACUCCUUUUUUUCUUGCACUGGCGGCAAUGUGCGUUAUUUAUAAUGUCUCACUGAGUUUGUGUUUUUGUUUUAAAGGAAUUCAUGCUUUAUUAUUUUCCCUCAUAGGCAAUCAGUCAGUCAAUGAUAACAUUGUAAAGUAUUAGAACAGUCAUCAGACCUGGGUUCAAGUCUUUAAAAUACUUACAUACAAUUUGGGUCUAACUGUGUCCCCUGUGUAUUGCUCUGGGAAAGGACCACAGAGAUUUCUGUAGACAAGCUGAUAUGGUCAACUGAUUUUUUUUAUUUUGAUCAAGUACUGUAUUGGAUGACUGUUGAAAUACGUAGAAUGUAUGCACACAUGACUGUAAGUCGCUUUGGAUAAAAGCGUCUGCUAAAUGGCAUAUAUUUUAUUAUUAUUAUUAUUAUUAUUGAAAUGUAUUGUAUUUAUGAUGAGAGAUUGAUAGUAGAGACGGAUAGUAGAUCAUUUCCAUAAAAUGCUAUACAGUAUGUGACCUUGUACAUACAGUUGAAGUUGGAAGUUAGAUUACAUUUAAUCCUCGUAAAAAUUCCCUGUGUUAGGUCAGUUAGGAUCACCACUUUAUUUUAAGAAUGUGAAAUGUCAGAAUAAUAGUAGAGAGAAUGAUUUAUUUCAGCGUUUAUUUCUUUCACCACAUUCCCUGUGAUUCAGAAGUUUACAUACACUCAAUUAGUAUUUGGUAGCAUUGCCUUUAAAUUGUUUAACUUGGGUCAAACAUUUUGGGUAGCCUUCCAUAAGCUCCCCACAAUAAGUUGGGUGAAUUUUGGCCCAUUCCUCCUGACAGAGCUGGUGUAGUCAGAUUUGUAGACCUCUUUGAUCACAUACGCUUUUUCAGUUCUGCCCACAAAUGUUCUAUAGGAUUGAGGUCAGGGCUUUGUGAUGGCCACUCCAAUACCUUGACUUUGUUGUCCUUAAGCCAUUUUGUCACAACUUUGGACGUAUGCUUGGGGUCAUUGUCCAUUUGGAAGACCCAUUUGCGCCCAAGCUUUAACUUCCUGACUGAUGUCUUGAGAUGUUGCUUCAAUAUAUCCACAUAAUUUCCACCCUCAUGAUGCCAUCUAUUUUAUGAAGCGCACCAGUUCCUCCUGCAGCAAUGCACCCCCACAACAUAAUGCUGCCACCCCUGCUUCAUGGUUGGGAUGGUGUUCUACGGCUUGCAAGCCUCCAAACAUAACGAUGGUCAUUAUGGCCAAACAGUUCUAUUUUUGUUUCAUCAGACCAGAGGACAUUUCUCCAAAAAGUACAAUCUUUUUUAUGGCGGUUUUGGAGCACUGACUUCUUCCUUGCUGAUGUUUAUACUUGCGUACUAUUGUUUGUGCAGAUGAACGUGGUACCUUCAGGCGUUUGGAAAUUGCUUCCAAGGAUGACCCAGACUUGUGGAGAUCUACAAUUUAUUUUCUGAUGUCUUGGCUGAUUUCUUUAGAUUAUCCUAUGAUGUCAAGCAAAGAGGCACUGAGUUUGAAGGUAGGCCUUGAAAUACAUCCUCCAAUUGACUGAAAGGAUGUAAAUUAGCCUAUCAGAAGCUUCUAAGCCAUGACGUAAUUUUCUGGAAUUUUCCAAGCUGUAUAAAGGCACAGUCAACUUAGUGUAUGUAAAUGUAUGACCCACUGGAAUUGUGAUACAGUUAAUUAUAAGUGAAAUAAUAUGUCUGUAAGCAAUUGUUGGAAAAAUGACUUGUGUCUUGCACAAAGUAGAUGUCCUAUCCGACUGGCCAAAACAACAUUUGUGGAGUGGUUGAAAAAGCGAGUUUUAAUGACUCCAACCUAAGUGUAUGUAAACUUCUGACUUCAACUGUUUACUUUUGUAUGGAGAGUGUUUAUUAUUAAAGACUUUCAGUCCAAUAGCAUGGAUGUAUUUAGCCCCCUGUA